This is a messenger RNA of Maniola jurtina (meadow brown), 495 nucleotides long. RefSeq lists its product as uncharacterized. NCBI's taxonomy places the organism in Eukaryota, Metazoa, Arthropoda, Insecta, Lepidoptera, Nymphalidae. The transcript has a single exon. Bases 1 to 495 code for a protein of 164 amino acids. The record is from RefSeq and is a predicted model, not a curated record.
AUGCAGGUUUCCGCAGCUGAGUUAGUAUGCGGGGAGCGGUUGCGCUUACCCGGUGAAUUCUUUGCCCCAGCGCCCAGAGCUGAUGUAGAUCAGUCAACGUUUGUCACGCAGCUCAGACAGUACAUGGCACGAUUGCGGCCACCGCCGGUUGCAAGACACGGCCAGCGGUCCUCAUUUAUGUUCGAGGACCUCAAAACUUGUACCCACGUCUGGCUGCGGGAUGACACCGUACGACCCUCACUGCAUCCACCUUAUAAUGGGCCGUAUAAAGUGGUCCGCAGAACCGAAAAGAACUGCACCAUUUUAGUCGGUCCCAGGGAGGUUGUAGUGCGUGUCGAUCGUUUAAAACCGGCCUAUAUCGAUGCAGAAACAGCCCCAGCCCUUGUAACCAAGGAACCUCCGGUUCCAGCUAACAAGGUGGAUCAACCUCAGCCUAAACUAAUUACAACCCGGUCCGGCAGAACUGUCAAGUUCAAGACACCAAUUGAUGUCUGA